This is a messenger RNA of Colletotrichum godetiae, 393 nucleotides long. RefSeq lists its product as uncharacterized. The coding region runs from base 1 to 393 and encodes 130 amino acids. The record is from RefSeq and is a predicted model, not a curated record. The transcript has a single exon. NCBI's taxonomy places the organism in Eukaryota, Fungi, Ascomycota, Sordariomycetes, Glomerellales, Glomerellaceae.
AUGAAGCUUUCAUUGCUACUCAGCAUCUUAGUUCCACUUGCCAGUGCAGAUGUUGGCACUGCUGGUUCUUGGUCCGAACCUUUUUUACCAACUAGGUGUAACGGCAACAGCCGGGAUCAAUUCCCUUCCAAUGGAUAUUUCGUUUCUCUCGGUGAGGGACUUUGGGAUAAUGGGGCGUCUUGUGGGAGGCAGUAUUUAGUGCGGUGCCUGAGUUCGAGUCCCCGUGCCUGCAAAACUGGUACGAUUCAGGUGGAAGUGGUCGACUUUUCCAACAACCCCAUUGGUAAAACGUCAGCUGAUGCCACCAUGCAUCUUUCGUCUCUCGCAUGGGCAGCGCUUGUCGACACCUCAAGAGGAGCAAGCAAGAUCAAUAUCGAGUAUACGCAAGUCUAG